ACCACCUCCUUGACCGCAUGUGCCUGCAUUGAGCGUCAAAUUCACCAUCAGCCUUGUCUAGGGAUUCGCAGGCGCCGCGUUUUCUUUGUCCUAUUUCUGCUGGACUUCCCCCACAGCGCCGCACCAUGUCGCAACUGGAGACCAUCUCUGCAUUUGUCGAGGGCGCGCCGCCUGGCGAGCUCGCAGACGUCGUCGCCGAUAUCAAGUCCUUGACCGACUCUCCGAACAUCGUCGCAGAACUCGGCCCCGCGUUCGAAAAGUACAACGAGGAGCAGCUGACCACGGUCAAGCUGCCGGGAAGCAGCCAGACUGUCCUAAUCAGCUCUCACAACUCGCUCGGUGACAGCCGGUACUAUGACGUCGAAAGCUCUUCGAGCUUCGAGUUCGAUCACGUCACACAAAAAGCUAGUGAUGUUCAGAGCCACGUCAUUGAGGGGUCACAAGCAGAUUUGGUCAAAUCAACUCUGAAGAGCCUCGGCACCUACGUCAAAGAGCACUUCCCCAACGCAGCUUACGGCGCGUACCCUAUUGAGUCCGAUUCAAAGGUGGCCGUGAUUGUCGUGGCGAACAAGUACAGCCCGAACAAUUUCUGGAACGGACGAUGGAGGUCCAUAUACGUGUUUGACCCCUCAUCCGGAAGCCUCGAAGGCUCCAUCAAGGUCGACGUCCACUACUACGAAGACGGCAAUGUGCGGCUUCUCACCAACAAGCCCGUGUCCGCGUCCGUCUCCUCGGGCACAGGUGCAGGCAUCGUAAAGGAGAUUUCCGCCCUGGAGAAGAAGUACCAGGAGGAGCUCAACAAAAGCUUCGUCAACUUGAGCGAGGGUGCCUUUAAGGGCCUGCGGCGACACCUCCCAGUCACGAGACAAAAGGUGGAGUGGGACAAGGUCGCAAGUUAUAGGCUAGGUCAGGAUAUCGGAGGCGGCAGUUCGAAGCGAUAGGCGCGAGGCUGCGGUGAUGUGGCGCGCGCAGCAGGACAAAGGUGCUCCCGCAACCGCCGAGUAUUAGAGGACCCAUAUACACAGACGAAAGACUUGAUCAGCAAAUUGUCCGCGCUUGUCGUGCGGUCUUUAUGA
Messenger RNA from Purpureocillium takamizusanense, 1076 nucleotides. RefSeq names its product F-actin-capping protein subunit alpha (gene CAP1). The transcript has 7 exons. Lineage: Eukaryota; Fungi; Ascomycota; Sordariomycetes; Hypocreales; Ophiocordycipitaceae. Gene Ontology annotation, molecular function: actin filament binding. Gene Ontology annotation, cellular component: actin cortical patch; F-actin capping protein complex. Gene Ontology annotation, biological process: actin cytoskeleton organization; barbed-end actin filament capping. The coding region runs from base 126 to 941 and encodes 271 amino acids. The record is from RefSeq and is a predicted model, not a curated record.